GGUGCUGUGUGUUGUGCUGUACGGAAAGGAGGACGAUGCUGUUGCUGUUCCCCGUACCACAGUGAAACCGAACACCACGAUGCAUCUCCGAUAACACGUGGUGGGCGUUUUCUGUGACGAUCGGCAUGUUCCAAUGUGCGCGGCAAAGUUAGAGUUAAAGAUGUGCUUUCUGCAUCGUCACCGAGAGGAUAACCAAGUGCUGUGUACCGUCGUCGUCGUCGUGUAUCGCAUUUGUUACUCAGUCUGACGGCACAGAUACUGCCUAAACAGUGUUCACGAUGUUCGUGCAUGAAAGUUAAUAUAACAAAACACUCACCGACGAUCGUGUGCGACGGUGUUUGCGCGGAGGGAGUACCAACAGGAGCGGCGAUGCUGUGAUAGGAGCAGCUGGCGACCUACUCUACUACUCUACUACGGUGACGGUGCACAGUUGAUCCAUCGUGAUCCUUUGCACCUUCCAGUCCACCCCAAAGAAACUAGCACGGUGCUGGAGGAAGGGUGCUUAGUGUUAGUGUUUUAUGCUCAUCGCGUCCUCCAAAAAGGGAUUUAUCAUCACGGUAACCACCACACCACAUCCACCGCCGACGCCAGAAGCAGACCAAUUAUUUCAGCAAACUGCCUCGGACGUACUGAGGCCAUACUGAGCCUAAAGUCUGUCGUCAUCAUUCGUGCUACGAACUCCUCUUCACGGAACGGAGGGACACCACCGCUGUGGUUGAGUGGAGUGCCCGGACACCGAUAAUGUUAGGGUUGGCAAGUGCUAGGACCAUCACCACCACCACUCCGUAGCACAAUACGGACCAAAAGGGGUGGGUUAAAGAGAAGUUGCCACUACUAACUGCUGCUGCUGCUCGGGAGCUAAAGCGCAUAAGCGACCUAAAAGGGCAGGCUGGUAGGCAGGCAGGCAGGGAGGCAACCGGAGGUCGUCCUAACAUAAUUACCAACGGCCGGUGGGGAAAAGUUAUGACGAAGGUUACGGUACCAGAACACGAUGCAGCAGUGUACGCAGCAGCAGCAGCGGCAACAGGAGGACGAACCGGCCGAACGGUGACACGAUCGGUGGCUACGACAGGGCUAGUGCUGAUCGUGGCGGGGCUGUUGACGCUUGGUACCCUUCCCGAUCAUUGCGCUGGCCAGCGCGAAUCACAGCUACGGCUGGGCAAGGCAGUCAACGUGUUCCUGCGCUACGGCUAUCUGUCGAUAUCGAUGAAGGUCAUCUCGUACAAUGAUAGCGAACGAUGGCUGUUCAAGGAACCGACGAACAACAUCUUUAAGGGUUUGGAUCUGCUAAAGACGGAGGAAUACGAGGUUAAACCGGGCAUCUUUAAUGGUGAUUUUCACAUGGAGUUCUGUGACAACCGGAGACAACUGUUCCAGGCGUACUUCCGCGACUUCCAGAUCGAACGGCUCGACAGUCCGUGGCGAGCUUAUACCGAGGGUUGGCAUCCCGAGGUGGCAGCCAAGAAGCUAGGCAUCCAAAGCAAGUACCUCGAGCGGGACGAUUACUGCUACGUACUGGUGCGUGUGUCCCGCUUCCGGGAUAGUGCCCGGUUCGCGAAACCGAUCCCACCGAACCAGACGCUCGAACCGGACGUAUCGCGCAAGGUGCAGAGUGUCGUCAUCGGCGAUACGACGUCGGCGGUCCAGUUUAUGAACCGAUACGGGACGCACUAUAUCAACGCGUACGUGACCGGCAACUCGCUCUAUCAGGUGUUCGUGUUCAACAAGCGCAACUAUGCGCACGUGAAGGAGAAGUUGAAAACGCGGGGCGUCCUCGCCCUGUCCCGGUUGGACCUGCACGAACACUUUGCGCCCUGGUAUGUGGAGCAUAUGGGCAAGAUACGGUGUGCCAGUGGGAAUGCCACGGUGGAGGCGUGGGCUGCCCGGAAGCUACGGCUUUCGUACUAUGUGUUCACCUACAGUAGCCUGUUGAAACUGCACGGCGAUGGUGCUCUGCUGCGGAUACUGAGCGAGUUGCUACAGAACGAAGCGAUACUGCAGCUUGAUCUACGCUCGCUCAGCCCAAUCUUCAAAGAUCCCGCAAAACGGGCCUGGUACGAGGAAAUCCUCGACAACUAUCUCAAGCUUUGGGAGGUCAACAUGUAGCACCGCUGUGCGGCACGUGUCGUGCACAAUCACACAACAGCUGCUACUACGAGUGCUACUAGUACUACUACUAUUACUUCUACCACUACUACCACAACUACUAGAUAGCCUGCCCUGCCGGUUGGGUACUAUGCCAAGUGGCUGUCCCGUUGAAUUGAAUUCAAUUCAGGGUGUGCUACUGCCCGCCGCCACCAUGAAACCGCUGGCUCCAGUGAAGACGUGUGCCGAUUGGUGAAAUGAGAUCGUGAAUCCUCUGUCGGUGAGCUAGUGGCUCACCCUUUUCACCACGCGGCAGGGCUGAGCAGCGGUAUCCCGUGCGCUACAUUUACGGAUUGCGCUACGUUAGAUUAGAGGGAAGGGAACCCCACCUAGGGCCGGGGAGUACGCGCGUCCACUUCACACUCUCCCACUCCCACUUCACCACUGUACUACUUCCACAUGCUGUGAUAGACUUAGGGUUAAAUAGUGUUUGCCAGGGUGGUAGAGAGUCUCCACGCAAAUCCAACAGAGGUAGUAAAAGCAUAAACUUUGGUGCAAAAGUUUCGUUCACCUGCAGGGCGUGUGUCGACGGCAGAUUGGCUGACGCCCAAGGUAGCUAGGUGCAGCUGGAUGGGUAGGGUAUGCGGUUGAAUGUUACUCGGAAUGUUCGAAGUAACGCGACGCAGGGAGACAGGGUUCUUGUGCACAGUGUACAGUGUGCAAAAACAAAGGACCGGACGACAGCAGCAACAGUGCGCCUUUACGCACUUGACGCUGACUAAAGACGGAAUGACGAUCGAUUUAAAAUCAACUAGUGAUAGACAUAUUUAAGAAGAGGACAGUAAAUAAACAAUGAUACAAGCUUUAAACGUAUGGCAUAUGACUGU
This is a messenger RNA of Anopheles darlingi, 2972 nucleotides long. RefSeq names its product torso-like protein (gene tsl). NCBI's taxonomy places the organism in Eukaryota, Metazoa, Arthropoda, Insecta, Diptera, Culicidae. Bases 964 to 2106 code for a protein of 380 amino acids. The record is from RefSeq and is a predicted model, not a curated record. The transcript has 4 exons.